CCAGCUGGAGACUCUGCUCUGUGUGUUUGCCCUCCUGCAGCCUAGACGCUCACAGCCCUCCGCUGGAUCUGAGGCCCCUGGAGGGGAGACGAAGGCAGGCCCUUGGGACCUGAGGCCACGAAAAUCCUUUGAGUCGUGGUGACAGCUCUCAUUCUCCCAUGGACAAAAUGAGCAUGGAUUUGGUGCCACAGAACCUGCUGGACAGCUCCAGCAUGCAUUCAUCAGCAGACAUAGCAUCGCCAGCCCCACAUAGGCCAUCAGCCAAUGUCUCCUGAGGGAAUUAGGGACGCGGAUGACACUCUUCCAUGUGAUGAUGUGAAGCCGCAAGAUAGUGACCUGUCAGCUGAAGAAAGAAUGUUUUUGGAAGAGUUUCCCAACUUGAAAGGGGAGCUGGACGUGGACAUCCAGAAGCUCCAUGCCCUUGCAGACCACAUUGACACAACACACAAAACCCUCACCAAGACCAGCGUGGUGGCCAAUUCCAUCGCCGUGGUCUCCAGAGCCAUGAGCAUCCUGGGCUUAGUCCUUGCUCCGGUGACAGCAGGGGGAAGCCUGGUGCUCUCCACUGCAGGUAGAGUUUUGGGGACAGCAGGGGAGGUCACCAGUAUCUUGACCAAUGUUUUGGAACGUUUUCACAGUCAAGAAGCCCAAGCUCAGGUUGGUAGCCUAAUGCCCUCCCGUGGCCGAAAAGUCAGGCGAGCCAGGACGGACUACAUCGUGGCCGCUGGAAAGGUGAUUCAGAAUUGUAGAAGCACCAUCGAGGAUGUUCAGAAGAGCAUCCGUGCCUUUCAGAUCACCAAGGCCCACCCACACCUGGCCACCGCUGCCCAGCGCCUCCUGACCACUGGCCAGGUCUCAGCCCGAAGGAGCAGGCAGGUGCAAAGGGCCUUCGACGGUACCACGCUGGUGAUGAAAACCAAGGCUCGCUUGCUGGGCAGUGCGAUGGCUGGCUUUUCCCUCAGCGUGGACUUGGCCUCCCUCCUCAAGGACUGGAAGCAGCUGAAGGAGGGAGCCAGAACAGAGCUUGCGGAAGGGCUAAGGGCCCAGGCUCGGGAGCUGGAAAGGCAGCUGACAGAACUCACCCAGCGCUACGAGAGCCUGCAGCAGAGGAAACUCUUGCAAGAAAAAAAGCCUGUGAGCUCCUCCUCAGAGGGAACCAUGGGGACUGUGCCUCUGCCUCCAGCCACGUGUGGGGAAGCCGGAUCCCAGCUCCUAUUUUAGAAGUCAUGCAUGGACGUUCAGCACAACUUUUUAAAAUUCAGGAAAGUAAUAAGGGAAGAAAAUAGUGCCCCAGUCAAGGCUGACAGCUGCUGGUUAUUUUGCUGGAGAAUUUUCUUCCUGUGCUUUUCUUGCUUUGGGCAUUACUGCCUACUGGAGAGCCUUCUUCAAGGUUGCAUUGUAAAAUAGAUUUUUCCUGUAACCCACUGAGUUUUCUUUCUUUUUCAUUCUCAAUUCCCUCAUUUGUCUGCAGAGCUAUAACCUUCCAUUUUGGUGUUUUCACUUAGGAAUAUCUUCUACCAUUCCAUGUUUCCCUGCGUUUUUAUAGACAUUGUGUUUUUUUUUGUUACAAACUAUUCUUUUGACUGUACCUAUAACCUUUUAGUUAGAUAUAUAUUAGUCAUCACUGUUAAGUGGCCAAAACCAAUUUAAACAGACUUAUACAAAAGAAAAGAAUUUAUUGGCUCAUGUACUUUAAAACCUUAAGGGAACAGUGAGCUUCAGGUGUGUGUGUGUGUGUGUGUGUGUGUGUGUGUGUGUAUGUGUGUGUGUGUACCCAGGGGAUUAAAAUGAUGUCAUCAGGCAUCUGUCUUUCCAUUUCUCAGAAAGACUUCUGUCAGGUUCAGCCACCUUUGCCUCAUCACCCCCAGGUGUGCCUGCUGCUGGCUGGGGGCUCCCACGUGGAAAGGAGUGGGGCAAAGUCUAGAGACCCACUCUGAUUGAUCAGGACUGGUUCACGUGCCUGUGCUGGCACUGGUUGCUAAGAUGGGCUAUGGGAACUCUCUUCUGAUUCAGUGUUCUUAAAUAGUUGUCUCCCAGGCUGUGGUUCCUGCUUUUUUUGCUGCCAUUCCCUUUUUAUAAUUUUUUCGUGAGCCUAACAGUAAGUAAACAGCUUUCAUCCCAUUGUUCUGUACGUGUGCAUGAGCACUGUUCAAGUUCUGAAUAAAUAUUAUCAAUAAUACUUGCAU
Capra hircus (goat) is the source of this 2186-nucleotide messenger RNA. Its product is annotated as apolipoprotein L6. The transcript has 6 exons. The coding region runs from base 265 to 1221 and encodes 318 amino acids. The record is from RefSeq and is a predicted model, not a curated record. Gene Ontology annotation, molecular function: lipid binding. Gene Ontology annotation, cellular component: membrane; extracellular region. Gene Ontology annotation, biological process: lipid transport; lipoprotein metabolic process. NCBI's taxonomy places the organism in Eukaryota, Metazoa, Chordata, Mammalia, Artiodactyla, Bovidae.